UAUGAUCAGUAAGAUAGAGCAACUGUGUUUUAAUUAGGUUUUAUGUAUAAAUGUCCACUUUUCUUUCUUUGGAUUUCAUGACUUAGACUUUGGACGUUAUUACAAAAAGUAUAGCACAGUAUACUAAAUGAAUCCUUACUGAAAGACAAAGACAGCGAGUGCAAAGACCCAUAACAUGUGACACAGUUAGCACACACACCUCUUUGCAAAGUGCAUUGACACACAGCCAGCCAGGCAGGCAGGUGGACUGACUCUGGAACCUCAAGGAGAGCCAUUAUCCACAAACUGAGAAAGAUUUAACAUUGAUGAGCUUCCCAGGAGUGGCUGCUCUACCAAAAUUACUCAAGGGUGGCGUCUACAACUCAGGUCACAAAAGAACCCGGGACAUCUAAAGCACUGCCAGCCUUACCUCUGCAGUUAAGAUGGAUCUACCACCUCGCCCCACUCUGUUUGACUUCCAUGGCGUCUCCAUGGUCAAAUAUUUCACAGACAACUGGGACAAUGUUCAGAGCUUCAAGGCGAGACCAGAUGAUAUUCUAAUAGCGACUUACCCUAAAGCAGGAACGACGUGGGUUUCGUACAUUCUGGAUCUUCUCUACUUUGAUGACACAAUUUCAGACUGCCGUUCUUCUGUCCCUCUGCAGGAGAGAGUGCCUUUCCUGGAGAUCAGUGCACCUCAUCGGCCCAAAGGCAAAGAUUUGGCAGACCAGCUCCCUACUGCUCCUCGCCUCAUUAAAACCCACCUACCAGUUCAGUUUGUGCCAAAGUCGUUCUGGGAGCAACGCAGUAGGAUUGUGUAUGUGGCUCGGAAUGCAAAGGACACCGCCGUUUCCUAUUUCCAUUUUGGACGCAUGAACCAUGUCCACCCAGAAACAGGGGACUGGAGCUGCUUUCUACAGAACUUCAUAAAGGGAAACAUGGUGUUUGGAUCGUGGUAUCAGCAUGUGAACGCCUGGUGGGACAAGAAGCAGACUUAUUCUAAUAUCCACUACAUGUUCUAUGAGGACUUAAUAGAGGACUCUGGGCGAGAAAUCGACAGACUUUGUUCAUUUCUGGGCUUGUCUCCAACAACUGAAAAGAAGGAACAUGUCAGAGCUAAAGUGACAUUUGACAACAUGAAACAAAACAAAAUUACCAACUUCUCCACUCUCCCACUGAUGAACCAGAGCGUGUCUUCUUUCUACAGAAAAGGAGCAGUAGGAGACUGGAAGAACCAUUUCACCGUGGCACAGAAUGAGCAGUUCGAUGAAGACUAUAAGAGCAAAAUGAAGAACCCUGCUCUGUGCUUUCGUACUGAAAUUUAAAAACCUUGCCUUAAGCCGCACAAUGUCUACCACAGGAAGAAAAUCCAAGGUUCAAAUCUCUGCUGUGACAUUUCUGUGUGGAUUUUGCAGCUUUCCCUCAUGCACAGGUUCAGGUUUCCUUCCACAGUCUAUCAAAAAUAUGCAUGCUUUUUCACAUACUAUAAAUUGCUCCUAGGUGUGUUUGUAUCUGUGUGCGUGCACAUUGUUAUCUUACCUGUUUGUCUCUGUGUUGACUCUGUGAUUGACUGACCACUUCCCAAUGACUGCUGGGAUAGUUUUGAGCCUUCAUAUCAACCCUGAGCAGGAUUUUUAGUACAGAAAUGGAUAGCAGAGUUCACAAGAAGUUAAUAAAUUUUCAAGAAGAAAGACUGUUAAUAAGUGCAAAACAUUUGUCCGGUGAUGGGGCAGUCAUGCAAUUUUGCUGCUAUUUGACCCAGGCUCCCAUGCACUGACCAUAAACACGCCUGUGUAUUCUGUCCAACCCUCCCAAAAUAUUAAUUAACCCCUUUUUAUUUUAUCCUCAUGUCACGUGGACACUGUAAUAUUUUAGCCAGAAUGAUUCUUAGCUUUACAGAGUAACAGCCUGUAGAUCUUGACUUCUGUAGGCUGUUGCCUCUUCAGGGUUUUCUCUGUGUCAUGCAAACCAUUGUACACCUAUUUGUAAUUUUGAUUAUUCCUUUUGAUUGUGUCUCACUUUUUAAAUGGAUGCAGUGUUUAAUUAAGGAUGUGAACUUAUUCUUGCAACGAUCAAAUAAGAUCUCUUAAGAUCCAAUACGCUCCAAAUAACCAUUAGAGUCUGAUCAGUUCAUUUGAUUGUUCAUAUUUCAGACAUUUACGCUUCAAGUCUCAUAAGUUCAAAUGUUGUUUGUCUUUGGUUUGUCUUUUUAUUUGUUGUUUGUUUCAUUACUGCGAUAAGAAAUAAAAUAAAUACUUGU
Fundulus heteroclitus (mummichog) is the source of this 2239-nucleotide messenger RNA. Its product is annotated as cytosolic sulfotransferase 3. The transcript has 8 exons. The coding region runs from base 423 to 1304 and encodes 293 amino acids. Gene Ontology annotation, molecular function: sulfotransferase activity. Gene Ontology annotation, biological process: sulfation. The record is from RefSeq and is a predicted model, not a curated record. Lineage: Eukaryota; Metazoa; Chordata; Actinopteri; Cyprinodontiformes; Fundulidae. Gene Ontology annotation, cellular component: cytoplasm.